This is a messenger RNA of Anolis carolinensis (green anole), 6535 nucleotides long. Its product is annotated as zinc finger and SCAN domain-containing protein 2-like. Gene Ontology annotation, cellular component: nucleus. Gene Ontology annotation, molecular function: DNA-binding transcription factor activity, RNA polymerase II-specific; RNA polymerase II cis-regulatory region sequence-specific DNA binding. Lineage: Eukaryota; Metazoa; Chordata; Lepidosauria; Squamata; Anolidae. The coding region runs from base 1423 to 2736 and encodes 437 amino acids. The record is from RefSeq and is a predicted model, not a curated record. Gene Ontology annotation, biological process: regulation of transcription by RNA polymerase II. The transcript is spliced from 2 exons.
AGUUGAAAAAGCCAUCCUCAGCUUAUACUUGGGUGCUUUCCUGCCAGGACCCUCACCUCUCCGCACAGCAACCCAGCUCUCCUUCCUCUUCUGCUCUCUUGCGCAGUGCUCACCUUCCUCUCUUCCUUUCUCGACGCAGUGCACACCUUCCUCUCCUCUUUCAACGCAGUGUGCACCUUCCUCCCCUCUCGGUGUAGUGUGCACCUUCCUCUCCUCUCUCGACGCGGUGCGCACCUUCCUUUCCUCCUCUCAACGCAGUGCGCACCUCUCUCCUCUCUCGGUGCAGUGUGUACCUUCCUCUCCUCCUUUCUCGACGCAGUGUGCACCUUCCUCUCCUCUCAAAGCAGUGCGCACCUUCCUCCUCUCUCGAUGCAGUGCGCACCUUCCUCUCCUCUCUCGACGCAGUGCGCACCUUCCUCCUCUCUUGACACAGUGUGCACCUUCCUCUCCUCUCUCGACACAGUGCACACCUUCCUCUCCUCUCUUGACGCAGUGCGCACCUUCCUCUCCUCUCUCGGUGCAGUGUGUACCUUCCUCUCCUCCUUUCUCGACGCAGUGCACACCUUUCUCUCCUCUCUUGACACAGUGUGCACCUUCCUCUCCUCUCUCGGUGCAGUGUGUACCUUCCUCUCCUCCUUUCUCGACGCAGUGCGCACCUUUCUCUCCUCUCUCGACGCAGUGUGCACCUUCCUCUCCUCUCUCGAUGCAGUGCGCACCUUCCUUUCCUCCUCUUGACACAGUACAUACAUUCCUCUCCUCUCUUGGUGCAGUGUGUACCUUCCUCUCCUCCUCUCUCAACGCAGUGUGCACCUUCCUUUCCUCCUCUUGACGCAGUACGUACAUUCCUCUCCUCCUCGGUGCUCGUCUUUUCCACUUUUCCUUAUUCCUUUACACACAGCAUAUCCCCCAAAAUGUAUACUGAAAAUAAGCUAUGGUGAUUAUUGGAAACAAAUUUACAUUGAAGGAGGUUAGAAUAAUGAUUUAAUCAGAGUUGGGCAGCCUUAAAUCUUAAAUUCCAGUUGUAUGUUUCAAGCUAAAUGCCUGUGCAAUUAUAAGGGGGGAAAUAAGAUUGUGCUGAAGAAAGAGACACUUGCUGAAAGUGAGAAGAAUGCUAAAGUAAUACAAAGACUGGAGGAGGUAACUUCUGAACAAGUUCUGCGAAGAUCACCUUGUGAGAGCUUUGCCCGAGGAGUGCUGUAAGUCUAAAGGAACUUCAAGAUACACAGCAAUGACAAGAAGAAAAAAUAAGUAGUAGAAAAAUAUAUUUCAAGCUGUGUAAUUAAGGGGGGAAAUAAGAUUGUGCUGAAGAAAGAGACACUUGCUGAAAGUGAGCAGAAGGCUAAAGUAAUACAAAGACUGUGCUGUUCGGGAGGUUAUAUCUGUGAACCCCUGGCAUGAUAUUUGAAUUAUAAUUGUAAAAGAAUGUCAAGUCCUUCACCACCCUAUCCUAGAUCACACACAGGGGAGAAGUUACAUCAGUGUAUGGAAUGUGGGAAACAAUUUGAUAGGAAACAUUCUCUUACUGUUCAUGAACGGACGCACACAGGGGAGAAGCCCUAUAAAUGCAUAGAAUGUGGAGAAAGCUUCAGUUGGAAUGGCAGUCUACGUUCCCAUCAAAGGACCCAUACAGGGGAGAAGCCAUAUAAAUGUAUGAAAUGUGGAGAAAGCUUCAGUCAGAGUGGCAGUCUACGUUCCCAUCAAAGGACCCAUACAGGGGAGAAGCCAUAUAAAUGCAUGGAAUGUGGAGAAAGCUUCAGUCAGAGUGGCAGUCUACGUUCCCAUCAAAGGACCCAUACAGGGGAGAAGCCAUAUAAAUGUAUGGAAUGUGGAAAAAACUUCAGUCGGAGUGGCAGUCUACGUUCCCAUCAAAGGACACACACAGGGGAGAAGCCAUAUAAAUGCAUAGAAUGUGGAGAAAGCUUUAUUCAGAGCGACCAUCUACGUUCCCAUCAAAGGACCCACACAGGGGAGAAGCCACAUAAAUGCAUAGAAUGUGGAGAAAGCUUCAGUCGGAGUGACAGUCUACGUUCCCAUAAAAGGACCCACACAGGGGAAAAGCCCUAUAAAUGUAUAGAAUGUGGAGAAAGCUUCAGUCGGAGUGGCAGCCUACGUUCCCAUCGAAGGACCCACACAAGGGAGAAGCCAUAUAAAUGCAUGGAAUGUGGAGAAAACUUCAGUUGGAGUAGCAGUCUACAUUCCCAUCAAAGGACCCACACAGGGGAGAAGCCCUAUAAAUGCAUAGAAUGUGGAGAAAGCUUCAGUCGGAGUGACAGUCUACGUUCCCAUCAAAGGACCCACACAGGAGAGAAGCCACAUAAAUGCAUGGAAUGUGGAGAAAACUUCAGUUGGAGUAGCAGUCUACGUUCCCAUCAAAGGACCCACACAGGAGAGAAGCCACAUAAAUGCAUGGAAUGUGGAAAGAGCUUCAAUCAGAGUGGCAAUCUACGUUCCCAUCAAAGGACCCACACAGGAGAGAAGCCACAUAAAUGCAUGGAAUGUGGAAAAAGCUUCAGACAGAGUUGCAAUCUGCGUACCCAUCAAAGGAAGCACACAGGGGAGAAGCCAUAUAAAUGCAUGGAAUGUGGGAAGAGCUUCAGUCACAGUGGCAAUCUACGUUCCCAUCAAAGGACCCACACAGGGGAGAAGCCACAUAAAUGCAUGGAAUGUGGAAUGUGCUUCAGUCACAGUAAAAGUCUGCAUAUCCAUCAAAAGACCCAUACAGAGGAGAAACCAUAGAAAUGCAUAAAAUGUGGAGAAAUUUUCAGUCAGAGUUAACAAUAUGCAUUCCUAUCAAAGGACCCAAAUAGGGAAGAAGCCAUAUACAUUCAUGGAAUGGGGAAAGCGUCUCAGUCACAGUGGAAUCCGCAUUCCCAUCAAAGUUCGACAGGGACAAAUGCAAGAUACUUCACUUUGGCAGAAAAAACAGAAUGCAAAGAUACAGAAUGGGGGAUGAUGCCUGGCCCGACAGCAGUAGAUGUGAAAAAGACCUUGGAGUCCUCGUUUACAACAAGUUAAACAUGAGCCAACAAUGUGAUGCGGCUGUUAAAAAAGCCAAUGGGAUUCUGUCCUGCAUCAAUAGGGGAAUAGCGUCUAGAUCCAGGGAAAUCGUGCUCCCCCUUAUUCUAUUCUGCCUUGGUCAGACCACACCUGGAAUCACACUGCGUCUAAUUCUGGGCACCGCAAUUGAAGGGAGAUGUUGACAAGCUGGAAAGCGUCCAGAGGAGGGUGACUAAAAUGAUCAAAGGUCUGGAGAACAAGCCCUAUGAAGAGCGGCUUAAGAACUGGGCAUGUUUAGCCUGUAGAAGAGAAGGCUGAGAGGAGACAUGAUAGCCAUGUACAAAUAUGUGAGGGGAAGUCGUAGGAGGAGGGAGCAAGCUUGUUUUCUGCUGCCCUGCAGACUAGGACGCAAUGGAACAAUGGCUUCAAAAUGCAGGAAAGGAGGUUCCACCUGAAUAUGAGAACGAACUUUCUCACUGUGAGAAGGGCUGUUCGGCAGUGGAACUCUCUGCCCCAGACUGUGGUGAAGGCUCCUUCUUUGGAGGCUUUUAAGCAGAGGCUGGAUGGCUGUCUGUCGGGGGUGCUUUGAAUGUGAUCUUCCUGCUUCUUCGCAGGGGGUUGGACUGGAUGGUCCAUGAGGUCUCUUCCAACUCUACUAUUCUAUAAUUCUACUAGCUGUGCCCGGCCACGCGUUGCUGUGGCGAAGUCUGGUGGUCUGGGAAAUAAAGUAUUGAGGAAUUGGUGGUAGUUAAGGUCAAGGGUAAAGGUUUUCCCCAGAGAUUAAGUCCAGUCGUGUCUGACUCUGGGGGUUGGUGCUCAUCUCCAUUUCUAAGCCAAAGAGCCGGCGUUGUCCGUAGACUCCUCCAAGGUCAUGUGGGAUGACUACAUGGAGCGGCGUUACCUUCCCGCCGGAGCAGUACCUAUUGAUGCACUCACAUUUGCAUGUUUUCGAACUUCUGGGUUGGUAGAAGCUGGGGCUAACAGUGGGGGCUCUCUCCGCUCCCCCAAUUCAAACCUGUGGCCUUUCGGUCCAGAAGUUCAGCAGCUCAGCGCUUUAACACGCUGCGCCAUCAGGGGAUAUUAUUUCCUAAAGGUUGUGAAUAUACAAUAAUUCUGAUUGGUUUUUUUUGUUUGUUGGAGGCAAGUAUGAAUGCUGCAAUUAGGAAAAAUGAUUAGGAUGUAAUAGCCUUGCAGCUUUAAAGCCUGGCUGUUUCCUCCCUGAGUGAAUUUUUUGUUGGGAGGUGUUAGCUGGCCCUGAUUCUUUCCUGUCUGGAAUUCCCUUGUUUUCAGAGUGGUGUUGUUUGCGAUAUUUUAUGUGCUUCUACUUUCUGUGGCCCUGAGAAAACAGGAUUUGCCAGACUUUGAUGAUGGGAAUACUUUGUUGGGAGGUGUUAGCUGGCCCUGAUUGUUUCCUGUGUGGAAUUCCCCUGUUUAUUUACUGUCCUGGUUUUAGAGAUUAUAUUGUUCUGCAUUAUUCUAUCCCAGUAAUUAUUUCAUAUUAAAGAAGAAUCUCACUUAUCCAACAUUCGCUUAUACAAUGUUCUGGAUUAUCCAACGCAGUCUGCCUUUUCAUAAUCAAUGUUUUUGUAGUCAGUGUUUUAAAUUCAUUGUGAUAUUUUAGUGGUAAAUUUGUAAAUACAGUACAGUAGAGUCUCACUUAUCCAACAUAAACGGGCCGGCAGAAUGUUGGAUAAGCGAAUAUGUUGGAUAAUAAGGAGGGAUUAAGGAUAAGCCUAUUAAACAUCAAAUUAAGUUAUGAUUUCACAAAUUAAGGACCAAAACAUCAUGUUAGACAACAAAUUUGGAAGAAAAAAUAGUUCAAUACGCAGUAAUUCUAUGUAGAAAUUACUGGAUUUAUGAAUUUAGCACCAAAAUAUCACGAUAUAUUGAAAGCAUUGACUACAAAAAUGCGUUGGAUAAUCCAGAACGUUGGAUAAGCGAGUGUUGGAUAAGUGAGACUCUACUGUAAAUACUACAUAGCAUUACUGCGCAUGGAACUACUUUUUCUGUCAAAUUUGUUGUAUAAUAUGAUGUUUUGGUGCUUAAUUUGUAUAACGAUGACCUAAUUUGAUGUUUAAUUGGCUUUUCCUGAAUCCCUUCUUAUUAUCCAACAUAUUCACUUAUCCUGCCUGCCUGUUUACGUUGGAUAAGUGAGACUCUACUGUAUAUUUCUAAUCUUAUAUUAUCUGCUCAGAACUUGAUUAUAUGAGGCCCCUUCUUCACAGCUGUAUAAAAUGCACACUGAAGUGGAUUAUAUGGCAGUGUGGAGUCAAGAUAAUCCAAUGCAAAGCAGAUAAUAUAAGAUUAUAAAUGGGUUAUAUAGCUGUGUGGAAGGGCCUUGAGUCUACACUGCCAUAUAAUCCAGUGCAAAUUAGAUAAUCUGUGGAAGAAGUCUAAGUGAGGCCUACAUCGGCCUGUCCCCUAACUGAAGCCUGGCUGUCCCUUGGUUGCUAGGCAACGAAGUGGGCAGAGAUUAGCCCUCUAAACUGGCAGCAAUUGGAUAAAAAAAAUUAUUGCUCUCCCUCUAAUUAGGACUUUAUUUUUCUUUUCUUUUCUUUUUGUUGUAUCAACCUUGAGGCGUGGAUGAUGGGUUGCGUUGUCAAAUUUUGAGGUUGGGGGGCCUGUACUUUUGUUGUUUUGUGAAUUGCCAUGAUGCCAUCACUCUUUUAUAUAUAUAGAUGAUUGUGUUCAUUGUUCCUUCGAUUGUGUUGCUCCAAUUGUAUUAUUUUAGCUCAGUGGUUCCCAACAUUUUUUUAAACUAGGGAUCACUUGACCAGGGACCACUCUCCAAAAUUUGCAUCAAAAUGGUUACAAAUCAGUUUGUGGUCAACUUUAGAUUCGCUCUCAGUCACUCUCAUUGCAACGGUGUAGUUACAGUGAGGCCGUGGACCCUAUUUGAGUUAUUGCGACCACUGGUGGUCCAUGGACCCCAGGUUGGGAACCACUGUUUUAGCUGGACUGAAGACUUUAAUUUUCCUAUAAGUUAAUAUGGUCUUGUCUUGUAUUUAAUAAACCUCAGACUUUAUACCGAGAGAGCCCUGGAACAGGAGACCACCAGCCUUGCUUUGUGUGUACUUAUCCCUGCGUAGAGUGAAACCCUUUCUGGAUAUGAGACUGUUUAAUCCCACCUUUGGCAAAGGGUCCAUCAGGAUACACAGCAUAUCUCCUUAAAUGUAGAGAAUAGAGGACAAAGAAUGAUGACAAUGAUCGAUGAAGAUUCAUGAAUCCAUUGAGAUGGACACAUUAACUAAAUUGAUGAAGUAUAGAACAGCAUUGAAAGGAAACAGAGUAAAUAGAGAUAGAAAUCAUAUAGUGGGUGAGAGUUUUGUAGACUAGUGUCAGUUUUGUUCUAAUUGUGCAGGUGUGUGUCCUUGCUCCCUUUAUAUUUGUUAAAUAGUCCUUUUUCUAAAAAAAUGUAUCAAAAUUAUUAUUUGUGUAAAAAUAUUGUUUUUAAAUACCAAAAUUGUAAUUUGUUUAAAUGGGCUUGGGUAUGUUUUUCUUUUUCUUUUUGUCUUUGAAUAAAUAUUGUUUUUUAAAA